Phaethon lepturus (White-tailed tropicbird) is the source of this 3312-nucleotide messenger RNA. Its product is annotated as cytoplasmic dynein 2 heavy chain 1-like. Gene Ontology annotation, molecular function: minus-end-directed microtubule motor activity; dynein light intermediate chain binding; dynein intermediate chain binding. The transcript has 23 exons. The record is from RefSeq and is a predicted model, not a curated record. Lineage: Eukaryota; Metazoa; Chordata; Aves; Phaethontiformes; Phaethontidae. The annotation marks the transcript as partial. Gene Ontology annotation, cellular component: dynein complex. Gene Ontology annotation, biological process: microtubule-based movement.
AAUGACUCUGUGGUAGAAACAAGUUUAGUUGGAACCGUGAUGAAUGGACUAUCUCAUCUUCAUGGGUGUACUGCACAUGGAGAGUUUAUUAUUAACUUGUUACGUGGUCUUGGUGGCAAUCUGAACAUGAAAUCACGACAAGAAUUUGCAAAAGAGAUCUUCAGUUGGGCACAAGAAUCUCCACCAGAUCCAAGGAAGCUCCUGGACACAUAUUAUGACGCUGACACUGGACAGCUAAUGCUGUAUCAGCUGAAAAAACUUGAAAAUCUAACAGCUGAUGACUUCAGUAAUCUCCAAACACUUCCUGUCAUUCAAACCCCUGACAUGCAAAGAGGUUUAGAUUACUUUAGACCCUGGCUAGAUUUUAACAAUAAGCAGCCAUUUCUUCUUGUGGGCCCUGAAGGAUGUGGAAAGGGGAUGCUGCUUCAUUAUGCAUUUUCUCAACUCCGAUCCACUCAGAUUGCUACCAUUCAUUGCAGUGCACAAACUACUUCUCAACAUCUUCUACAAAAAUUAAGUCAAACUUGCAUUGUAAUCAGUGCAAACACUGGGCGAGUAUACAGACCAAAGGACUGUGAAAGGCUUGUUUUGUACUUAAAGGAUAUCAAUCUACCCAAACCUGAUAAAUGGGGAACAAGCACUCUCGUAGCUUUUCUACAGCAGGUUCUUACAUAUCAAGGAUUUUAUGAUGAAAAUCUGGAAUGGGUUGGCUUAGAAAACAUCCAAAUUGUUGCUUCCAUGUCUGCUGGAGGAAUAUUAGGAAGACAUAAACUUACCUCCAGAUUUACUUCUAUUGUUCGUCUCUGUGCAAUUGACUAUCCAGAAAGAGACCAACUGCAAACUAUUUGUAGUGCCUACUUGGAACCUGUACUACAGAAAAAUCUAAAGACUCACCCUGUUUGGGGUUCUUUACCAAAAAUACAUCAGCUAGCAGGAUCUAUGGUUCAAGUAUAUGAACAGAUACGAGCGAAAUUCACAGUUGAUGAUCACAGUCAUUACCUUUUUACACCAUGUAUUCUUACUCAGUGGGUUCUUGGUUUAUUCAGAUACGAUUUGGCAGGUGAUCAUGUAUUGGAAAUUGUUGCUUAUGAAGCAUGUCGUUUGUUCCGUGACAAAAUUGUUGGCGUGAAAGAACUUCAUGUGUUUGAUACUGUUUUGAUGAAAGUAUUUCAAGGUGACUGGGGCUCAGAUUUUCUGGACAAUAUGUCAGAUAUCUUCUAUGUAACUUGGGGAGCUUGUCAAGAGGCAUUCAUCACACCAGGACAGACUCUACCACCACAUGGGAGGCCACUUGGUAGACUAAACUCAACAGACCUGAAAGAUAUUAUUCAAAAAGGUGUUACUCAUUAUGGGCGAGACAAAAAGGAGAUAGAGAUUUUACUGUUCCAGGAAGUCCUCAGUUAUAUGUCUAAAGUGGACAGAGUGCUAAGUUUUCCUGGAGGAUCACUUCUUUUAGCAGGACGGAGUGGUGUAGGUCGUCGAACAGUUACCUCUUUAGUCAGUCAUAUGCAUGGAGCUGUUCUGAUUACUCCCAAAAUUUCCAGAGGCUAUGAGCUGAAGCAGUUCAAAAAUGAUCUUAAAUAUGUGAUGGAGCUUGCGGGCAUUGAAGCACAGCAGGUAGUAUUGCUGCUUGAAGACUAUCAGUUUGUUCAUUCCACGUUCCUUGAGAUGAUCAACAGUUUACUGUCUUCAGGAGAAGUUCCUGGGCUAUAUAAAAUAGAUGAAUUAGAACCAUUGCUAUCUCCUCUGAAGGAUCAAGCUUCACAAGAUGGAUUUAUGGGACCAAUCUUCAACUAUUUCACAUACCGGAUCCAGCAAAAUCUGCAUGUUGUCUUGAUCAUGGAUUCUACCAAUUUAAAUUUCACAAUAAACUGUGAAAGUAAUCCAGCACUGUACAAGAAAUGUCAGGUUUUGUGGAUGGAAAGCUGGUCAGAAAACAGUAUGAAAAAGAUACCUGAAAUGCUUCUGUAUGGUUCAGAUGAACAAGAAAAGACUGGAAAAGCACACAAGGAACUUAAGAAAAAACAUUCAGGUGAUUCUGAUUUUCUGAAGUCAUUUCUGGCAAUCCAUGAAUCAUGUAAAAUGUAUGGAGCAACGCCUAGCAGGUAUAUGACAUUCCUUCAUAUAUACAGUACCAUCAAUAACAGUAAAAGAAGACAGCUAAUAAAAAGGCAGAGCCACUUGCAGGCAGGUGUUUCAAAGCUGAAUGAAGCUAAAGCCCUGGUAGAUGAACUGAACAGAAAAGCUGGAGAACAAAGCAUUUUACUGAAAAUGAAGCAGGAUGAGGCUGAUGCUGCCCUUCAAGAAAUUACAGUAUCUAUGCAGAAUGCUAGUGAGCAAAAAACAGAAAUGGAAAAAAUAAAACAUCGGAUAGCAGAAGAGGCUGCAGAAAUAGAAGAAAGAAAAAGAAAAAUUGAAGAUGAACUAAAAGAGGUUCAGCCACUGGUUAAUGAAGCUAAAUUAGCAGUUGGAAAUAUAAAGCCAGAGUCUUUGUCAGAAAUCCGGUCACUACGGAUGCCUCCUGACAUAAUCAGAGACAUACUAGAAGGAGUUUUACGAUUGAUGGGGAUUUUUGAUACAUCAUGGGUGAGCAUGAAGAGUUUCUUGGCCAAAAGAGGUGUGAGGGAGGACAUAGCAACCUUUGAUGCCCGUAAUAUUCCAAAAGAAAUACGAGAGAGUGUUGAAGAACUUCUUUCUAAAAACAGAACAUCUUUUGAUCCAAAGAAUGCUAAACGAGCCAGUGCUGCAGCUGCUCCUUUAGCGGCUUGGGUGAAUGCCAAUGUCCAGUAUUCCCAUGUCCUAGAACGCAUUCAGCCUUUGGAAAAAGAAAAGACUGGAUUGGAAGCUAAUCUCAAGAAAACUGAAGACAGAAAACAGAAGUUAGAAGAUCUUCUGAACUCUGUUGGUCAAAAAGUAUCAGAACUGAAAGAUAAGUUCCAGAGUAGAACAACAGAAGCAGCAAAACUUGAAGCAGAACUGAGUAAAGCUCAGAAAACGUUGAAAGCUGCAGAGGUACUGAUAAAUCAACUCGAUAGGGAACACAAAAGAUGGAGUGCCCAGGUAUCAGAGAUAACAGAUGAACUGGCUACGUUGCCUAAAAGAGCUCAGUUAGCAGCUGCGUUUAUUACCUAUCUUUCUGCUGCUCCUGAGGAUCAGAGGACAACCAGCUUGGAUGAAUGGACCAGAUCAGCAGGCCUUGAAAAGUUCGAUUUACGGCGGUUCCUGUGUACAGAAAGUGAGGAGUUAGUUUGGAAAAGUGAAGGUUUACCUUCAGAUGACCUUUCAAUAGAAAAUGCUCUUGUCAUCUUGCAG